Micropterus dolomieu (smallmouth bass) is the source of this 2871-nucleotide messenger RNA. It is a transcript of the gene fignl1, whose product is annotated as fidgetin-like 1. The coding region runs from base 175 to 2121 and encodes 648 amino acids. Gene Ontology annotation, molecular function: ATP hydrolysis activity; microtubule severing ATPase activity; ATP binding. The record is from RefSeq and is a predicted model, not a curated record. NCBI's taxonomy places the organism in Eukaryota, Metazoa, Chordata, Actinopteri, Centrarchiformes, Centrarchidae. The transcript is spliced from 2 exons.
UGAAGAAGAAACCGGUGGCGGGAACAAGUAACUUAGGGGGCGAGUGAAAGUAAAGUACAGGCGCUUUCAUCAAGUUAACGUUACAAGACUUGUGUUUGUAGUGUAGCACCUGUUUACUUUGUCAAAACGUAAAUAUCAUAGGAGGAUAUCCUUAAUAACUGGAGCAGGCCAGGCAUGAGUGGCGCACACCUGGACGAAUGGCAGAGGAGGUCCUUUGACAUUUCAUCUGGCAACUGUACACCUGAACAGACGGCCGAUGCCUACCGGGCCCACAUCCUCUCCAUUCAGUAUGCAUGGGCAAGCUCCCAGAUCUCUCAGGCCGGCAUGGCCAGCCUGCUCAGGACCUACUCGGAGCGCUACGCCGCAGUGCUGGACUCGGAUGACCCACGCACAGGGCUUAACAACUAUGCAGAGAGCGCACUGCAUCUGGCCCGCAGUCAGAGGAACUACAGUGACAAAUGGGAGUCGUCUCUGACCAUGGAGAGUGUGCUGGAGCUGCCCUGCGUGAAAAAGAUGAUUCAGGCUGGGACAGAGGGAGGAGGCUCCCUGGUGGCAGCAGGGGAUGUAAACAUAUCUGUAGGGCAAGAGAGCAGAGGCAGCUCUCUGUCUGCUCCCUUCACCGGAGUCAGGUCAGAGGCUGCAUUGUUCAGACCUGCAGGACCACAACAACCUAAGACAAAGGUUAACAGCCCUACCAGUAAUCCUGUUAAUAAUAUUACGUCUGAGAGGCCAAGAGGCUCUGAGGGAACCUUGGGUAAUCCAAACUCAUUCUCCCGACCUCCUUCCCGACCACAGUCUGUGUUAAGUCAUCCUCCUUCAGUUCUUCCACACGGAAACCCUGGCCCUGCAGGGGGCACAGAAAACUAUCAGUCCUCUUUCUUCCCCACCUCCAACCCAUGUAAGCGGAAGAAUUUUUACAACCCAGAUGGAGCGGAUGGUGGCAGGGGCCAACAUGGAGGUCAAGCAAGCACUGACCCACGAGCUGGAAGCAACUUUAAAACGGCUCGGGAGCAGUUCAUUGUUGAUCAACAGAAAAAACAUUCCCAUCAGCCACAGAGAGGUCAGACCACUGGAAUGGCAGCAACUGUGAAGAAAUCUCUGGGUGCUAACAGGCCUCGAGGCGCAUUUUCUAAAUUUGUGUCACCUAUCCCACGACAGGAGGAGGAAGAAGGUGGGGCGAGCAGUAAUCCCAAUCAGGAACCUCAGAUUCUGGAUGACCGUCUGAAAAACUUUGAGCCAAAGAUCAUCGAGCUGAUCAUGAGUGAGAUCAUGGACCACGGCCCUCCAGUUGCCUGGGAAGACAUAGCAGGCCUGGAGUUUGCCAAGACCACUAUAAAGGAGAUUGUGGUUUGGCCCAUGCUGCGACCUGAUAUCUUUACUGGCCUCCGUGGUCCACCCAAAGGCAUCCUGUUGUUUGGACCUCCAGGGACCGGGAAAACUCUGAUAGGAAAAUGCAUAGCUUGCCAGUCAGGUGCCACCUUCUUUAGCAUCAGUGCUUCUUCGCUCACAUCCAAGUGGGUGGGUGAAGGAGAAAAAAUGGUGCGGGCCCUGUUUGCCAUUGCCCGCUGCCACCAGCCUGCUGUCAUUUUCAUUGAUGAAAUUGACUCACUGUUGUCCCAGCGGACAGACGGGGAGCACGACUCAUCCCGUAGGAUAAAGACAGAGUUCUUGGUUCAGCUGGACGGGGCAGCCACAGCAGCCGAGGACCGCAUCCUGGUGGUGGGCGCCACCAACCGGCCUCAAGAGAUAGACGAGGCUGCCCGACGACGCCUGGCAAAGAGGUUAUAUAUCCCCCUACCAGAGGCAACCGCCCGAUUGCAGAUAGUGACAAACCUCAUGGCUCGAGAGAAGAACCAGCUGAUAGAGCAAGAGCUGGAGAGCGUGGUAACAGCCACCAAGGGCUUUUCAGGCGCUGAUAUGACUCAAUUAUGUAAAGAGGCAGCUCUGGGGCCCAUCCGAAGCAUCCAGCUCAGUGAAAUCGCCACUAUCACUGCAGAUCAGGUGCGGCCAAUCCUCUACAGUGACUUCCAGGAGGCUCUGAAGACAGUACGACCCAGUGUCUCAUCAAAAGACUUGGAGCUGUAUGAAGAGUGGAAUAAGACUUUCGGAUGUGGACAUUAAACUUGGCUCCUCAUCCUGAUCAUCAAAGUUAUGGAUAUUAUUUUGAACUGAGUUGAGAUAAACAUGUUGCCUUACAGUGGGAUCAAUAACUCGUGACAGUCUCACCAGAAAGCCUAAAAAAUGAAAAAAAUUCACAAAGACGGCUUUUGAAAUGCAGACGUGUUAGAUUGUAUUAUACUGAGCAGGUGUUUCUGUCAUUUUGUCUACCCCUGUGGGCCGAAUGGGUCAUUUAUUUAAAUGGACAAUCUCUUUACAACCAACCUGAUUUGUUUUGUGAACCAUUAACUUAAGCCCUUACUCACAGGAUGCUGUAACUACACCCGAAAUAAAAAUAUACAGAUAUCAGCUGAAACAAGGUGCGUUUACACAAAAAUGUCAGCCAUAUGCAUGUUAUCGUUAUCCUUAUUCAUAGUUAUCUUUGUGGUGAACGAUUGCAAAAAACUGUUUCCAUUAUUUUCCAUUCAAAUUAUUUUUACGAGUUUGUAAUGGCCACGCUGUUCUGUUUAGAUAUGCAUUUUACUAUGUAGUGAGCUGUGUUCCAGAUGAAGCAAUGACCUGUUUGAAUUCCUUUAGCUGUUAGCGUCCUUUUUACUUGGACAUUCAGUAUUUAGUAUUCAUUCCCGGAGAUAUCCUCACAUAUAUCGUAUAUCGGAUGUCAAGACUUAACCUUUGUCAUUGCUUUAGUUUGUUUCAAUUAAUUGCAUUGCCCAAAUGAAAUUUCUUUCCUAAUAAAAUGACAUAUUGCCCUGA